Molecule: messenger RNA, 1228 nt
Organism: Ixodes scapularis (black-legged tick)
Lineage: Eukaryota; Metazoa; Arthropoda; Arachnida; Ixodida; Ixodidae
Gene: Prp38
Product: pre-mRNA-splicing factor 38A
Exons: 6
Coding region: 85-1143 (352 amino acids)
Cellular component (GO): precatalytic spliceosome
Source: RefSeq, a predicted model, not a curated record
AUACGCCUUGUCGGUUAGCGAGCUGAAACUUUGUCUCGACUUUGCCCACUAACUAAACGUGUCAACGAGACAGCGGCUAACAAAAUGGCGAAUCGCACAGUAAAAGAUGCCCAUUCUGUGCGGGGAACGAAUCCUCAGUACCUGAUCGAGAAAAUCAUAAGAUCUCGUAUCUACGACUCGAGGUACUGGAAAGAAGAAUGCUUCGCGCUGACAGCCGAGCUUUUGGUCGACAAGGCAAUGGAACUCAAAUUUAUCGGCGGCGUCUACGGCGGCAACGUAAAGCCCACGCCUUUCCUUUGUCUGCUGCUCAAGAUGCUUCAGAUCCAACCAGAAAAGGACAUCGUUGUCGAGUUCAUCCGACAGGAGGACUUCAAGUACGUACGCGCCCUGGGAGCCAACUAUAUGCGGCUGGUGGGAAGUUCCUUAGACUGCUACAAGUAUCUAGAACCGCUGUACAACGACUACCGCAAGUUGAGGCGCCAAAACAGAGAUGGAACCUUUGCAAUAGUACACAUGGAUGAACUGAUCGACGAGCUGCUGAGGGAAGAACGAGCGGCUGACGUCAUUCUCCCGCGCAUCCAGAAGCGCCACGUCUUGGAGGAGACAAACGAACUGGACCCACGCAUCAGUGCUCUCGAAGAUGAUGUCGAUGAUGUGGACUCGGCAGAAGAGGAAGAAGACCCAAAGGUUCCGGCAGUACCACAGCCGAAAAAGGACGCCACCCAGAGACAUCGAUCAUCGCCAUCGCGACACAAGACCAGACCAUCGCAGCACGGCGUCAAGGAGCACCGGGAGAGGGAUAAGGACCUUAGAGACAAGGGGGUUAAAGAGCAUAGGGAUAGGGACUUUAGGGAAGUGCACGCUCCACACAGCAGGGACAGAGAUCCCCGAGAGAGGGAGCCCCGGGAUAUGCGGGACAGGGACCUGCGAGAGAGGGACUUUAGGGACAGGGAUAUGCGAGACAGGGACCUCAGGGACCGUGACUAUAGGGAUUAUAGGGACACGGACUACCGAGAGAAGGACUAUCGGGAGAAAGACUACAGGGAGAAGGAAAAGGACUAUAGGGACAGGGAUUACAGAGACCACCACACCCGAAGACACAAGGAGGAUCGGAAAACAGAAAAGCGAAAGUCCAACAAGUAGGCUCCUUGCAUGUGUCUGUAAAAAGAAUGACCCUUCAGCCACUCAUUCAUUGUCAUUUUCAAUAAACAUGUUCCUUCUAAUAAGA